AUGGUGGUCACUUCUAAGCGAGCCUAUAACUGGUUCAUUUCCUUGGUCGCAGCCUCGUGCAUGGUGUUGUAUGGAUAUGAUGCCUCUGUUUUCAAUUCAAUCCAGGGAAGCCCCAACUGGAUCGACUGGUUCGAUACUCCGGGCGAGAACACAAUCGGGUCUAUCAAUACAGCCUACACUGUGGGCGCUAUCAUCGGAGGCUUUUUCUUCAGUGGACCUAUUGCGGACUACUUUGGUCGAAAAAUUGGAAUGGCCACAGGCUGUGUGCUGGUCAUCAUUGCUACAUUUAUGCAAGCAUUCUCUCCAUACCACGGCCUCGCAUGUUUCAUGGUUGGCCGUGUACUGAUUGGUCUUGGCCAGGGAAUUGCGCUCACGAGUGGUCCUAUUUACAUCGGAGAACUGGCACCGUCUGAGAUUCGAGGCCAAAUUAUGACUUUCUGGCAGAUGUUCUAUUCCGUUGGAUCCUUCAUUUGCUUCUGGAUCGCCUAUGCAUGCAAAAAGCACGCGGCUUCCCUGGGACACUGGGAUUGGAAAAUGGUCAUCAUUUUCCAGCUCUUGGUUCCCGUCAUCAUCCUGGUGCUUCUCCCCACACUUCCAGGCAGCCCCCGAUGGUUCAUCAAGCGCCAUAACAACAUUGAGAAGGCACGAGCCGCCCUACGACGAGUUCGCGACACCGAAGAGGAGGUGGAAGCGGAGAUCUUGCAGAUUCGCGAGGCUCUUGAAUAUGAAAAGGAGGCCAUCUCGAGCAACUACAGUGCUCUCUGGAAGGACAAAUCCCUCCGAAAGCGCAUGUAUCUGGCCCUGAUUCUCAACGCUGGUCAGCAACUCACCGGCCAGGGCUCGCUGAACUCCUACUCGACCAAGAUCUACCAGGCCAUCUUCAAGAACGAAAACACCAUUGCUCUGAUCAACGCUCUGAAUGCCACUUGCGGUAUCUUGUUUACUUUGAACGCCGUGUGGAUCGUGGACCGGUUUGGCCGAAAGCCUCUACUGAUUGUGGGAGGUAUCGGCAUGGGAAUCUGCAUGAUCAUUUCGGCCACCGUGGAGACCCAGACGCCCACCGUUGGGAAAGGGGCCAAAUCGGAACCCGUUAGCAUUGCGAUUGUCGCCUUGAUGUUCAUCUUUAUUCUAUUCUAUAAACCAUCGUGGGGUGCCACUGUGUGGAUUUGGACCUCCGAGGUCUUCUCCAUGAACGUCCGCGCCCAGGCAGUCGGCAUGGCAUCCCAGACUCAGAAUGUCGCCAACACCAUCUUCCAGCAAUUCUUCCCCAUCUUCCUGAAGAAUUGUGGGUUCUACGCCUUUUACUUCUUUGCGGGGAUCAACUUUGUUCUCGCCGCGUUUGUGUUCUUCUUCGUCCCGGAAACCAAGCAGGUCACUCUCGAGGAGAUUGAUGCCUUGUUCGGGGGCGCCAACCAUGUUGCCCAGGGCGAGGAGGUUCUGGCUCACCAGAAGGCUGAUACUAUGCACGGUCAGCGCAGCCUGAGCGAGAAGGCCGAUGCCGUGACUGUCGAGAACGUCGAGCACAAGUAG
Messenger RNA from Penicillium oxalicum, 1530 nucleotides. Its product is annotated as putative MFS sugar transporter. Gene Ontology annotation, biological process: carbohydrate transport; transmembrane transport. NCBI's taxonomy places the organism in Eukaryota, Fungi, Ascomycota, Eurotiomycetes, Eurotiales, Aspergillaceae. The record is from RefSeq and is a predicted model, not a curated record. The coding region runs from base 1 to 1530 and encodes 509 amino acids. Gene Ontology annotation, molecular function: carbohydrate:proton symporter activity. Gene Ontology annotation, cellular component: membrane. The transcript is spliced from 5 exons.